UUCCUAUUGGCUAGCUGGCUUUAUGGGCAAAUUGAAAUAAACGUUUGAACCCUCUCACUACUGAUUGUUUGCUGACUCCUCUCUGAAGAUUGUUUUUAGCUGUGUGCUCAAAGCCCUGGAUACCCAACAGAUUUAAGAUGGGAGACCAGAUUGAGUUACAUAUUACUCCAGAGACUCCCGGCAAGCCUUCAAUUAGAAACCCCUUUGAAAGUCCAAAUGACUACCACCACCUCAGGGAACCCCUGGUGCCGAGUCCAUCUGUCUUCAAGUCUAAACCCUGUAAAGCUACUCCUCCCAAGUUUAACUGGUCUAUCGAUGAAAUGGCCAGUCUCCUCCCAGUUCACAUAGACCCAGAGGAAAUCCAGCGACAGUCUUUUUACCUCAGCCAAACAAGGACAGAUUCUGACAUUGAGGAAAAGCGUCAGAAUGCUAUUGAGCAGUUUUUCACCAAAGGAGCCAUCGUGCCCUCUCCCUGGGCAGCACCAGACACCCGUAGAGGCCUUCAGAAUUGCAUUAAAAGUUGUGUUUCUCCAAUGAUUGCAGAGGAACCAGAAAAAGUAUCAGUUGCCUGUCAGACCACUCUCACAUUACCGUUGUCCUUUGAUUUGGAGAAAAUACUUGGGGAGUAUUACCGCCACGAAGAGGUGUGCGAUGCAGUGCAGGAGAGUCUCAGUUCUUCCUCUUUAAGACGAAAACUCUUCCUGGACGGCCGGGGCAGUUACAGCGGCUCUGACAGCUCCAGCCCUCCAAGCCCAGAGAGAUGCAAUGCCAUGCAGGAGAGACCUUCUUUGAACAAAGGAGAGGGAGCUAUGGAGGCUAUUGAAGCCAUAUCAUCCAUCUUUGCAUCACCGCUGUCCUGUGGCGUGUCUGCUCAGACUCCAUCUACGGGACAGUUCUCAUCCAGUCCCAUCCAGCAUGGCUGCUUCAGGGACUGCAGCCUCGGCAGCAUCACCAGCCCUCAAUUUCCUGAUAGGUCAUCUCCUGCUGGCCUUACCUCCCCUACAAUUUCUCCUAUAGUUGCACAUGCAGUACACACCCCCACCGGCUCAGUCGAGAGGAAGCAGUCAAGCAAUUUGACUCCUCACGGCGGUCCCCUGGACGUAGACAUCACUUCCUGCAACGAAAGCCCCUUCGUCGAUGGUUGCUCUCCCAUCCGCAGCUGCUCCCCACAUCAAUGCAAAAUCGAUCCACAGCACAACGCCAGACCUAAGCCCCGACCCCGAGUCCGCUGCUGGGCUUCUCCUCCUCUCAUCUCCCCAAUCCUCAACCCUAAAUUCCAUGACAAUCAGGAUGCUGAAGAACAAUUCCUUUCCUCCUCAUCAUCCUCUGCUUCUCUACCUCCUAUGGAGCUUGAUCCAUCUUCCCCCUUACCUCACAAUGCUCACCCUGCUGCCCCAGAGAGAAUUAUUCUAGAUCCUAUUGAGCCUGUGAAAAUGGAGGAGGACAAGGAGAUGGGGAUGGAGGGGCGGCUGGAUGAUGAAGAGGAGGAAAGUGGAGGGCCUUCGGGACAGCUGACAAGCUCACGUAUGGGAAAUGUGUCAGCAACAGAAAGCUGUCAGAUGUUUGUGUCUCUUCUGACAGAGGGAAGCAGCAUACGCUAUGAUUCCAGCAUGCAGGUGGACAGCGGGUACAACACAGCAGGCACAGCCAGUCUCAUUGAUGGCCUCAGCUCAGACUGUCACAGCAAAGAGUCCUUCAGUUCAAACUUGGUGGAUGAAACCUUUCAAUUCACACGGCACAACAAAGCAAAGGCAUUUUAUCCUCACCAUCCAGCCAUCUGAUGGAUGCGUUGAAAGGGACAUCUCUUCCAGUGGAAGCUGAAAUGGGCUAUCUUGCGAUCAGGCACAACAAAGUUUACACUAUUCUUGUGGCGUCUGUGUCAAAUGAAUUUGGUUCGGGUGAAUGGAUUCCAAAGGUAUCACCAGUGGUUAUUAAAUCCUUUAAAGUUUGACAGCAUUACCAUGGUUACUUUAGCAUUUUUUCACAAGAGAAAGGAGACUAUCCUUGCGUCUUGUCAGCCCCCACUAUAAGACACUGAAAAGCUUUCUUGUAAGCCUUGAGUCUAUUUGGAUCCACUCUACUGGUGCAGUAAGGGACAUGGGGAUAAAAUAGUAAAUUCUGUAUGAAACCUGCACAACAGUAACCUCUUGAAUGCUGUAUUAAUGCUGAUACCAUCAUUGCAAUUUUCUCUGAUUCUGACUUGAUCGACUAAUUAGAUCCAGACAUUCAGAUGAAAUCUAUGUACUGUAUUUAUGUUUUUAUGAAGCCUGUCUAACCCUUGUAUUGACUGACUCAGAUCUGUUCAUUCAGGUUACCUGUGGAUCGUAUUUGUAUUGUCAGAAUAUAUUUAUUCCUGAAUAAUGCCACUGGGGAACUCAAAGCUGACUGAGCCAUUUGUUUGCUAUGUUUUAUACACUUAAAAGCACGGGCUGGAUUGUUGUAAUGUUAAAUUAACUUGAAAUCUUUUUCUGACUUGAAUUUUUUUUUUAAUAUUGAGUUGGAUGUUACUUCAUUGUAUUGUUUUGAACAUGUACAGAAGUGACAACAUUCACAUCAGAGUUUGCAAUAAAUCCAUAUUAUGUCCAUGUAA
Notolabrus celidotus (New Zealand spotty) is the source of this 2590-nucleotide messenger RNA. RefSeq names its product bora aurora kinase A activator (gene bora). NCBI's taxonomy places the organism in Eukaryota, Metazoa, Chordata, Actinopteri, Labriformes, Labridae. Gene Ontology annotation, molecular function: protein kinase binding. Gene Ontology annotation, cellular component: nucleus; cytoplasm. Bases 138 to 1781 code for a protein of 547 amino acids. Gene Ontology annotation, biological process: regulation of mitotic spindle organization; regulation of mitotic nuclear division; activation of protein kinase activity. The transcript has 12 exons. The record is from RefSeq and is a predicted model, not a curated record.